This is a messenger RNA of Onychomys torridus (southern grasshopper mouse), 3161 nucleotides long. It is a transcript of the gene Gpr68, whose product is annotated as G protein-coupled receptor 68. The transcript has 2 exons. Gene Ontology annotation, molecular function: G protein-coupled receptor activity. Gene Ontology annotation, cellular component: membrane. The record is from RefSeq and is a predicted model, not a curated record. Gene Ontology annotation, biological process: cellular response to pH; G protein-coupled receptor signaling pathway. NCBI's taxonomy places the organism in Eukaryota, Metazoa, Chordata, Mammalia, Rodentia, Cricetidae. Bases 735 to 1862 code for a protein of 375 amino acids.
CAGGGGAGCGACACAAGGGGAAACCCACUCAGCAGCUGGUGAUCCAGGUGACACGGUGGACACGGCAGGUCAUUCCACACUCAGCUGCCCCGACACUUAGCCUUGGGGAGCCCGGGUUUGAGAACCUGUGUCGGGCUGACCCAGAGCCCAUCCCCACCUACACCCUUUCCCUUCUCCGGGGAGCACAGCAGAAAGCCAGCUUGGCACGGAGGCACUGCCUGGCAGCAGCCAGAAGUCAGCCAGAGCUGGGGGACAGGAUCUCCACUGUCGUCACCUAGUGCCUGGGGAAGGAGGGAGAGGAAGAUGAUUGGGCUCAGCCUGGUGACCCAUCCCAGUAAGUCCACCUCAUCCUAGUCAGUCUGCCUAGCCAGGCGAAAUCAGCCACCUGUUCUUCAUCCCCCCCACCCUCCGCCCCCAAGUACCUCAGAAGGACCGGGGAAGAGAUCUGGGUCCCCCCACCUCCAGCGGCUGUGUGACUGUACCCUCCCCAGGCCACUGCGGGGCGGUGGGGGGAGAGCUAGCCAGAGCCUCCCGGUGUCGGGGCCGGGUCUGUGCGAAUGGGCCCCAAGCCUCCAUCGGACCCGCGCCACGUCCCCGCCCUGCGAGCUGCGUGCCAUCCGCGCCCACCAAGGAGAGGGGUUCGCCUACCACCAAUGAUGAACAGAUCUUGAUACACUUGAGUUACCAUCCAUACACAAGAUGCCCAUAGAGAGAUUGACUCCAUCUGCAAGCCCAUGAAGGCUGAGGCCCCUUCUGGCCCAAAGAUGGGGAACAUCACUACAGACAACUCCUCAGGAACCUGCCCCAUUGACCAUACCAUCCACCAGACACUGGCCCCGGUGGUCUACGUGACUGUGCUGGUGGUGGGCUUCCCAGCCAACUGCCUGUCCCUCUACUUCGGCUACCUGCAGAUCAAGGCCAGGAAUGAGCUGGGAGUGUACCUGUGCAACCUGACCAUUGCAGAUCUGUUCUACAUCUGUUCACUCCCCUUCUGGCUGCAGUAUGUACUCCAGCACGACAACUGGCCCCAUGGGGACCUCUCCUGCCAGGUGUGUGGCAUCCUCCUCUAUGAGAACAUCUACAUCAGCGUGGGCUUCCUCUGCUGCAUCUCCAUCGACCGCUACCUGGCUGUGGCCCACCCCUUCCGCUUCCACCAGUUCCGAACCCUGAAGGCAGCCGUGGGCGUCAGCGUGCUCAUCUGGGCCAAGGAGCUGCUGACCAGCAUCUACUUCCUCAAGCACAAGGAAGUCAUCGAGGACGAGGACCGGCACCGAGUCUGCUUUGAGCAUUACCCCAUCCAGUCCUGGCAGCGCGGCAUCAACUACUACCGCUUCCUGGUGGGCUUUCUCUUCCCCAUUUGUCUGCUGCUGGCCUCCUACCAGGGCAUCCUUCGGGCUGUGCGCCGUAGCCACGGCACACAGAAGAGCCGCAAGGACCAGAUUCAGCGGCUGGUGCUCAGCACCGUGGUCAUCUUCCUGGCUUGCUUCCUGCCCUACCACGUGCUGCUGCUGGUACGCAGCCUCUGGGAGGUCAGCUGUGAGUUUGCCAAGAGCAUCUUCAACAUCUACCAUUUCUCCCUCCUCCUCACCAGCUUCAACUGUGUAGCCGACCCGGUGCUGUACUGCUUCGUCAGUGAGACCACUCACAGGGACCUCGCCCGCCUCCGAGGAGCCUGCCUAGCCUUCCUGACCUGCUCCAGGACGAGCAGGGCCAGAGAGGCCUACCCUCUGGGUGCCCCCGAGGCCUCUGGGAAAAGUGGGGCCCAGGGCGAAGAGCCCGAAUUGUUAACCAAGCUCCACUCAGCCUUCCAGACCCCUAACUCACUGGGAGGGGGAGGGUCGCCCACGGUUGGGUUGGCCUAACUUAAGUCGUCUGUAUGUGAGGCUUGGUUAGGCCUGAGCCAUCACCAACAGGCCUUGUGGUCUGGAGCUUGCCUGGUGGCUGUCUCCCACAUUGCCAUUACUUCUUUCCUGGGGAGGAAAUGUGGUCCUGGGCCACAGCUAGGGCCCUCUGGCCCAUGGAAGCCCUGUCUUCUCUCGUGUUCUCUGCUGUCACCUGGUCUACAGGUGGGAGGGAGGCAGAAUUGUCACUCCCAGGAGGUUUGCAAAGAGCAGCAGGGCUGGAGCGGGGAGGAAGAGAGUAGGAACCAAGGUGUUCACCUGCCAAGCCUUCCUGUGCUGCUGUCGGCACACGAGAUACCAGUCCAAAUGUGCUGUGGUCUUGUGUGAAGCCAUGUCGUCACUACUAACGCUUGAGCUCACCUCUACAACAAGGCUAGAGGGGAAGACAGGUUAAGGUGAAGAAUGGGGGGGGGGGGGGGGUACUGGUGUGGGUACUGCAGCAGAGUGGCAGUCCGGGAAGAAGCCCCAGGGCCAGACAUAUCUCACUUUUACAGUGCUAAAUUGAACAGAUUCACCAACCCCAAGGGCUGAUGGCAAAUAAACAAACCUCAGGGCUCCUCGGGGAGAUGCCAGGGGCCCUUCAAAACAUCAUCCUAAAACUCAAGUAAGAGGACUUGGGCCUGAAGCUGUGUCCCUAGCCAAAGGACAUGGGCUCUUCUUAAUUAGCUUUUUGUUCCCAUCUGACCAGAGUGCUAGACCUGAGAGAGAGGGGGAGAAUAUACAAAUGGCAGGGUGCCCAUGGCAACUGUGUGCCAAGACAGUUACCCGGGUCAUGUGACUGCUGCCAGUAACCCCUACCCUUCACCCCACACACUCUAGGGCAUCCAGAAGCCCCAGAGUCCCUAGGUACCAUCAAACUAACAAACUAACAAAACAUACACAUCGUCAUAUCUCUUGACUACAGGUUUGAGCUCAAGCUCCACUCUGGUAUAAGUAGUUCUUGUAAGAGAGUUGCCAGAGAUGGCUGUACGUCAGAGAGACCCGCACCUACCCCAGCCUAGGACCUUGUGGGGCAAUGGUGACAGCUGAGUGUUCUCUUCAUUCAUUCACCUCUUCAUUACACAGUAUUUCUCCCUGUUUUGACCUGCAACUCUGGAUUCUUACUGGCUUGGACUGGAACAAGCUGAGCCUGGCUCUCCUUACUGUGGAGAGCUGUAUUUUUGUAUUGUCAUCUCUCUUAUGCCAAGUAUAAGUGUGUUGGACUGGGAGGUGGAUUCAUGUAGUGACUUCAGUCUGCAAAUAAAACAAAGUAACCAAUCA